This is a messenger RNA of Dictyostelium purpureum, 777 nucleotides long. RefSeq lists its product as uncharacterized. The transcript is spliced from 2 exons. Bases 1 to 777 code for a protein of 258 amino acids. The record is from RefSeq and is a predicted model, not a curated record. NCBI's taxonomy places the organism in Eukaryota, Evosea, Eumycetozoa, Dictyosteliales, Dictyosteliaceae.
AUGAAAAUAUCAAAAAUUAUUUGUUCAAUAGUUAUUGGUAUUUUAUAUGGAGCAACAAUAAAUGCACAAACAAAUUUUGACAAUUCAAAUGCAGCUUUAGUGUAUGAUAGUUUUGUUAGAAAUGCUGGUUAUCCAGCAGGUGUGCAACAAAAUUCGGCAAUAACUCCACAAUUUGCGUCAGCAGUAGAUUCAAAUACCUUAAUUAAUUCAAAUUUACCAGCAAAUACAUAUAGAGUUGGAGUUAAUCAAUAUUCAUCAUUAACACCAACACAAUUUGAAAAUGGACAUAUUUCAGGAACACAAGCAGGUUUACAACCAAUAAAUGGAACAGAUACAUAUGAAUAUAGAGGAGAUGGUGGUAUCGCCGGAGGUACACUAGCAGGUAUUAUUGUAGGUUCUGUAUUGGGUGGUUUGUUAGUUUUAGCAGGUCUUAUCUCUGCAUUCAUGUCAUGGAGAAGACAUAUGGAGUUAAAGAAAUCUACACUCUAUGCUGAUUAUAGAAACAACUAUAAAGUUGAACCAGUUCCAGAUGUUAAAGACCACGUUCCAGGCGAAUACUACCGUGAAUCACAUCGUAUAACUCUUAAUGAUGGUUACAACCACGAAGCCGUUAACUCUGCAAGAUACAGAGAAAAUCAUAAUUUAAGUUAUGUCAACAGAGAAAACCAAGAACUUAACAUUCCACGUAAUGCUGGUGAUACUGUUCGUACAACAACUCGUGUAACUUCACCACAUACCACAACUACUGCAAACAUUAGAGAUAAUCUAAACCACUAA